CAACGACCAAUGAAAAAUCGUUUUACAAAGCAGUACAUUACACGGGUAUUUCCUUUGUGCGCCAUUUUAACAGCGGAAAGCCGACAGACUCUAGAGACAGGGCUCAUUACCAGAACUUAUUAAGAAAAAUCAAAAUGUCAGAGGAGAAAAAGGAUGAAAUUAAACCUGAAAGCAGUGAACACAUUAACUUAAAGGUCACUGGACAAGAUGGAAGUGUUGUGCAUUUUAAAAUUAAGAAGAACACCCCCCUGAGGAAACUGAUGUCUGCAUACUGUGACAGAGCUGGAUUAAAGCUUGGAGUUGUGCGAUUUAGAUUUGACGGAAAUCCCAUUAAUGAAACAGACACACCUUCAGGGUUGGAUAUGGAAGACGGAGAUAGUAUAGAUGUAUUUCAACAGCAGACAGGAGGUUUAUUGUGAGAAUAUAGACAUGAAAUGGAACUUAGUGUAACUGACUAAUGCAACAUUCAGACUAAAAGUGACGGUGCCUGAUCUUCAGUUCAUACAUCAUCUCAUUCUGUUUAUAUUUCAUCGCUGUCUUCAUUGGCACCAGUGUGGUACAAAGCUACAGUACAGCAGAGAAAGCAUCUCCGGAGUAGGUGUGGUCAAAACUCUGGUGUCACAAGCUUACAUUUGUUUUUAUGUACUGUAAAUAUAUAUAUUUAGUUUAUGUGUAUUACCCCCUAAAACACGCAUUCUGACUUUAAUUUAAGGGAAAACAAUACCUGUGAAAACAUUUGUUGUACGGAAUUUGAUGGGUUCUCAAUAUGGAGAUUUUGUGCAACUGUCUUGUGUAUUUUGUAUAAUUUUUGUUUUAUACCUCAAUGUCCAGGGCAUAGAAGUCCUGAGUAUUACACCAGCUUCACGGAACAGUUACACACACCAAUAAAUCCAAGGGAAGAAUCGCCCAUCUAGUCUCACUAAAUUAAAUGUGCAAAAGUUUAAAAAAUUAAGUCUACUCGCUUUAGAAUUUAUAUCUAGAAAAAAAAAUUUCCUCAUUCUAAUUCUAUGGACUAUUAUUUUAGCAUUUUAUGAAUUUUUUGAUUUCUAAUGUGUAUUCGAUCUUGCGUCAUAUUGUUUUAAUUAUUUUGUAAGGACCAAAAAACAGAAUUUUCUUGGCUGUAUUGUAUUUGUAGUAGAAAUUUUUAGAUUGUUACUUAAUUUUGCAUUGGUUUGACAUGAUAUUCAAAGAAACUGUCAGAGAGACAAAACUAGAACUAUGUAGUGGCCCAACACAAAUCCGAGUGGGUAAUGUGAGGUUGUUAUUUUAAUUAACACAAUUGUUUGCAAUAUGUUGUAAAAAUGAUGUAAUUCAUUUCUCACAUUUGUCAAUAAAAAGUAUACAAGUUUUUAA
Messenger RNA from Magallana angulata, 1353 nucleotides. Its product is annotated as small ubiquitin-related modifier 2-like. The coding region runs from base 135 to 419 and encodes 94 amino acids. Gene Ontology annotation, biological process: protein sumoylation. The transcript is spliced from 4 exons. Gene Ontology annotation, molecular function: ubiquitin-like protein ligase binding; protein tag activity. Lineage: Eukaryota; Metazoa; Mollusca; Bivalvia; Ostreida; Ostreidae. Gene Ontology annotation, cellular component: nucleus. The record is from RefSeq and is a predicted model, not a curated record.